Molecule: messenger RNA, 909 nt
Organism: Cyclocybe aegerita
Lineage: Eukaryota; Fungi; Basidiomycota; Agaricomycetes; Agaricales; Hemipholiotaceae
Source: the annotation of a GenBank genome assembly
AUGUCCAACACUGCCACCCACACCCCUUUCACCCCCAAGAACGCCUCAGAAUGGACCCAAUCCGACCUCUCAUCAUACAACAUAACACUCAUCGACCAAGAUCGGACAGCGUUCUUCGACUUGGGCGGCCGCCUGCCCGGCUUGCCGAUGUCGCUCGACGCGCUCGCUGACACGGCCGAUCGCGAGGCGGCUGUGGACGUGGAUGACGAUUACGAGACGGAGAAGUACCUCCACAUUUUGGAGCUUGCGUGGGGUGCUUCUCGGAAUGCUGAGAGUAGGGGAGAUGGGCAAGGACGAGGGCAGGGAAGGUGGCGAGGAGCGCGGCUCGAGUCGGUGAUGACGACGUUCGUCGAGCGGCUACUGCUCAAGCUGGGAUACGACACCGAGCGCAGUCUCCUCCUACACGGGGUUGGGCUUCCCCUCGCCAUCGCCGGCACCGAGCGCCUCACCCGGCCCUCGCUAUCAAUGUGGGACGCCGACGAGCUCGUCACUCUGCUCGUCCAGACCGACCUCUCCCCCUCCCCCCUCUCCCCGGGGUCGGGGUCGGAGAAAAUCGACCCAGAAGCUGCUCUCAUCGCCUCCGCUAUCUCCUCGUUCCAGUACAACAACCGGACGCGUGUUGCCUCCCAAUCUACGCCGUUCAGCACGAUCGUGCUUCCAGGGGUCGCGUUCACAGGGACGACGCCGACUUUCUAUCGUAUCGCCGUCACGGAGGCAUUGAGCAAAGCUGUGGAGAGUGGGCAGCCACCCGAGGAGGGUGUGGAAGUGCAGCGAUACGUUCCGGAGCUCCCAGGGGAGAAGAGCGAGGGGAUGCUGGAUGCGCAGAAUAGGCAUUUGCUGCUGCAAGAGUUUUUGGCAUUUACGGUCUGUGUUGAGGUGAACAAGGAAGAAACGAUGGCGUAUGUGUAG